This is a messenger RNA of Rosa chinensis, 1506 nucleotides long. Its product is annotated as F-box/kelch-repeat protein At3g06240. Bases 134 to 1303 code for a protein of 389 amino acids. Gene Ontology annotation, molecular function: protein binding. The transcript is spliced from 2 exons. The record is from RefSeq and is a predicted model, not a curated record. Lineage: Eukaryota; Viridiplantae; Streptophyta; Magnoliopsida; Rosales; Rosaceae.
UGCGUUUCAGACCCAUAACACCUCCAAGCCCGAUGUCGUUUAACAAGGACUUAACCAAAGACGAAGUCCCUCUCUCACUCCUCUGACUUCUCUGUCGCCGCAAAAUCUCGGAGCAUCUCAAUUCUCGAUCAGGAUGAGAAGAAACAAAUGCAAGAAGAGUAGUAGUAGUAGUAGUAGUAGUAGUAGUACUAUUAGUAGUGUUAGUUAUAUCCCUGAAGAAAUCUUGAUCAACAUCCUAGCAAGAUUACCUGCAAAGUCGCUCCUUCGGUUUAGGUGUGUAUCCCAGUCAUGGCGUGGUUUGAUUGGCAGCCCAAGUUUUGUUAGUAAACAUCUUAACAGGAAUGUUACAAAACUUUCGCAUACCUAUCUAAUUGCCCUCCAGCGCUUGAGAGAUAAGCCAGCACUUUGCCACUCGCUAUUUUCUACUGAAACAUUUGAGGAGUGUUUGAAGUUGAGACAUCCCUUGUGGACUGAGGAACAGUUUAGGAUAUAUGGUUCAAGUAAUGGGCUGGUUUGUAUUUCGGAUCAAGUACUGCGGCCGAGUAGUCCUAUAUGCAUAUGGAAUCCAUGUAUUAGGAAAUUUAGGACUCUUCCACAAUCAAUAUUCAAACCACAUUAUUCCAGUUAUGAUAUCUCUCUCUCAUUUGGAUUCCACCCGGAGCUUAAUGACUACAGAGUGGUAACAAUGGGUUGGUAUGUUCGAUCUAUCAUAAAGGUGCAGGUCUAUAGUCUUAGUACUGGCUCUUGGAAGAUGAUUGAAGUAAUUCCUCCUUGGUUAAAGUUCAAUCCAGACUGGUGUCGAGGAUGCGCAUUUUUCAAUGGAGUGGCAUACUGGCUUUUUACAAAGUCAAAAAAGUUUAGGUUUGUGUCAUUUGAUACGGAUAGUGAAGAAUUUGAAGAAUUAAUGGUUCCAGAUACUAUUUCCACCAAGGGCUUCACAUAUGUUGGAGUCUACAAUGGCUUGGUUUGCCUUUUUUAUUCCUAUCUUGAAGGUCCUGAUUGCCAGAAACCACAAAAAUAUAUGGACAUAUGGGUUCUGAAAGAACAGUCUUUUACCAAGUUGCACACUGCAGUUUUACUGCCCGGAAGAGACUAUUUGCCAUUGGGGUUUAGUAUCCAGAACGAACUCAUUGCGAAGGACAAAAAGCAUACUAAAGGUGAUGAAGGAGAUACGGGCCAGAUGGUUCUAUAUGAUCUCAAAAUGAAGCUGAUAAAGAAAACAGGGAUUAGCUUGGCGCAGGAUAGUCAUUACAAAACUUCAGCAGGUACUUACAUUGAAAGUUUGGUUCUACUCGAUCGUUAGAGAACUUGAAAGAGUUUAAAGCUACUAUGUAUAGCUGAUCUCCUUUAGUAUGUGUAUUCAUGACCAGUUGCAUUUAGAAAUGUACCAAUGCUCAAUCAAUAAUGAACUCCUUUACUGUUUUGAUUAGCUUUCAAUUUCAAAUAAGUUUAUCUCCUUGUGGAAUAUAACAAACUUCCCAGCUUUUCUAACCAUUAGUUGUUUCA